CUGGGGCCAAGGCUCGCUCUCUAACCUAGUCUCACUACUUUGGCCCAGGCCAAGGCCAACAGUCUGUACCUGGCCUGUGGCUGGCCUGUCUCCCCACUUCGUUGUUCCGGGUUUCUUUUCAGUUUCCCGCGGGAACCGACUCUUGAAGUGAACCAACCGCGGCAGAGAGUUUUGCAGCCUGGCCAACCAGAGCCGCGGUGGCGGCGGCGAGGAGUGAGUGAACUUCUGGCCACCGAGAGCCCGCCGGCUGCGACCGAGAGGGCCACCCUCCUCGCGUCUAAGGUGAAGGCGUCGGUGGGACCAGCCUCACCCAUCAGAAAACCUCUUCGGGUAACGGGGCGCCACCUCAGCGACAAUGUCCAGCCAGAUCAUUCCAGCUCUCCCCAAAACAUCUAGUAUCCUGGACCUGUGGAGGGAAAAGAAUGACCGGCUCGUUAGACAGGCUAAGCAGCUGACUGGGGAUUCUCGUCCGUCUUUGAGGCGACAGCAGUUGGCUCAAGACACACUGGAAGGGUUUAAGGAGCUCCUCAUCACUUUGCAAGGACUCCCUGCUGCUGUUCCUGUUCUCCCCUUGGAGCUGACUGUUACCUGUAAUUAUAUAAUCCUGAGGGCUAGCCUGGCCCAGGAUUUCACUGAAGACCUUACCCAGGAUGUCCAAAGGGGCCUAGAGAGAGUGCUGGAGACCCAGAAUCAGCUGGAGCCCAAGUCGCAGCAGAGACUCCCGGAGCUGUGGCACUCCGUCCUCUCUGCCUCCUCCCUUCUGCCGGAGCUGCUACCUGCCUUACACUGCCUGGCCAGCCUUCAGGCUAUCCUCUGGAUGAGUACUGACCACCUGGGGGAUCUGGCCUUGCUGUUGCAAACCCUAAAUGCCAGCCAGACAGAGACCUCUGAGGAUCUGCUGCUACUGCUAAAGUCCUGGAGCCCUCUGGCUGAGAAGGCAGAUACCCCAUUGAGUAUACAGGAUGCUGAGAGUUUGAGGGAUGUUCUUUUGACAGCAUUUGCCUGCCGCCAAGGCCUCCAGGAGCUAAUCACAGGGAGCCUACCCCGUGCACUAAGCAGCCUGCAUGAAGCAGCCUCAGGCCUGUGUCCACCUUCUGUGUUAGUCCAGGUGUACACAGCUCUGGGGACUUGUCUUCGGAAGAUGGGAAAUCCACAGAGAGCGCUGUUGUACUUGACUGCAGCCCUGAAGGUGGGAGCCACCUGUGCCCUUCCACUUCUGGAGGCUUCCAGAAUAUAUCGGCAACUAGGAAAUACAGCAGCAGAGCUGGAGAGUCUGGAGCUGCUGGCUGAGGCCUUGAGUGCCCCUCAUAGUCCCAUUCAUAGUUCAACACUCAAACUUCUUAUUGAGGUAGAAUUGCUGCUUCCACAACCUGGCCCAGCCUCUCCUCUUCAUUGCGGCACACAGAGCCAGGCUAAGCACCUGCUAGCAAGUCGAUGUCUACAGACAGGGAGGGCAGAGGAUGCUGCGGAACAUUACCUGGACCUGCUAGCUAUGUUGCUGGGUGGCUCAGAGCCAGGGUUCUCCCCACCCACCUCCUCUACAGGGCCUUGUAUACCAGAGUUGUGUCUGGAGGCGGCAGCGGCGCUGAUCCAGGCAGGCCGGGCCCAAGAUGCUUUGACUGUAUGUGAGGAGCUGCUCAGCCGAACCUCAUCUUUGCUUCCCAAGAUGUCCUUGUGGGAAAAUGCCAGAAAAAGAGCCAAAGAACUGCCAUACUGUCCGUUCUGGGUCUCUGCCACCCACCUGCUUCAGGGCCAGGCCUGGUCACAACUAAAGGCUCAAAAAGAGGCACUUAGUGAGUUUAGCCAGUGCCUUGAGCUGCUCUUUCGGGCCCUGCCUGAGGACAAAGAACAAGGGGCAGGCUCCAACUGUGAGCAGAAGUGUAGGCCUGAUGUGGCACUGAAACAUCUUCAAGUAGCUGCUCUGCUUAGUCGUGGGCUGGAAUGGGCAGCCAGUAACCAGGAUACCAAAGCCUUAAGUGACUUUCUCCUUAGUGUGCAGAUAUGCCCAGGCAGCAGAGAUGGUUCCUUUUACCUGCUUCAGACUCUGAAAAGAUUGGAACGGAAGAAUGAGGCUGCUGCUUUCUGGCAGAAGGCCCAAACUCAGCCAGCACAGGAAGAAGCCACCUGGUCUCUUCCACUGUAUUUAGAAACGUGUUUGAGCUGGAUUCAUCCCCCUAACUGUGAAGCUCUCCUUGAGGAGUUUGGAACGUCUCUGCUGGAGUCUUGUGACCUGUAGUUUCCUUGUUCCCAGGAGCUUGAGCUAGGGCCCCUGUGGACCGUCUCCGUGGGGAGGGGUUUUCUCUGCCUUAUCCUCUUUGGAUAAUAUGGCUGGAGCUGAUUGUUCCCAAAUAAUUCUUCCACUGAGGAGGUUGGUGUCGUAUGAACUUGGUCUGCUUCCUGCCAGUCUGGUUCCAGAAUGCUUUCAUGAGCAAACCAUUGACUUUGGUGAUGACACUUUUCUCCGGUCUCCCUUCCUUCCUUCCUUCCUUCCUUCCUUCCUUCCUUCCUUCCUUCCUUCCUUUCUUUUUCUUUCUUUCUGGUGUGUGUGUUGAGUAAAAUCUCAUAUUUAUCUCUUAUCUGCUUACUACACAUGGUUGAAUGGGAAGGCUCAUGGCAGGCUAGUUGGAUGCUGGUUUUUAAGAUGCUAUCUUUCCAACAUCCAUUUCUGUCUGCCUUCCCUGCCUCCCAGAUCGCCUCUUCUCCCCACUUUCCUUUUGGAAGGUUGGAUUGUGGAGACUGAACUCCAAAUCCUCACACAUAAUCCGCAGUCCCUAUCCCUCACCCAGCCUCCCCCCCAUCUAACUUAAG
This is a messenger RNA of Chionomys nivalis (European snow vole), 2808 nucleotides long. RefSeq names its product FA complementation group G (gene Fancg). Gene Ontology annotation, molecular function: protein binding. The transcript has 14 exons. Gene Ontology annotation, biological process: interstrand cross-link repair. The record is from RefSeq and is a predicted model, not a curated record. NCBI's taxonomy places the organism in Eukaryota, Metazoa, Chordata, Mammalia, Rodentia, Cricetidae. The coding region runs from base 356 to 2236 and encodes 626 amino acids. Gene Ontology annotation, cellular component: Fanconi anaemia nuclear complex.